CAUAUACACAGAAAUCAACGAGUCGAAGCUCGUAGCUAUUUUUGUGUUAAUUUGUGUGAUUAAUUUAACGUUACCACUAACGUAUUUCCGGCAACGCAUCGAGUUUAUUUGUUUGAUUUCACGUACCCAAAUACUCAACUAAAUUUCCAAUAUAAUAAUAUUUAUAGUAGCAGAGAUCUGUAAUAAUAAGGUUACGUGUAAUCGUUGAUUUCAUUGAGAAGCCAUGGUUAAAAGGCCAUGUUUAUUUGCAAAAUUCGUCACAAGAGGAUAGGAGUAAUUUCGUAGAAUAGGAAAUUCAACUUUCGUGUAACCACAAAAAACCGGCGAACGGAAAUGUCUGUGUUCUUCGUAAAUGCUAAUCAAGACAGCGAGGUGGAAGGAGAUUCAAAUGGCGACUUGCAAAUUGCGUCACCAGGCAGUUCCGAGGCCCAACAAUCCUUAGUUCAGUUCUGGCCAAAGGUCUCGGAGGAGAUAAAAAAAAUCACAACCAUGGACCUGAAAACACAAUCGUUGCCAUUAGCUAGGAUAAAAAAGAUUAUGAAGCUGGACGGCGAUGUGAAAAUGAUCAGCGCUGAGGCACCCAUGCUCUUUUCCAAAGCCGCGGAGAUCUUUAUACACGAGCUUACCCUCCGGGCAUGGGUACACACGGAAGACAACAAACGACGCACCCUCCAACGAAACGACAUCGCGAUGGCAAUCACGAAAUACGAUCAAUUUGAUUUCCUCAUAGACAUAGUACCUAGGGACGAACUGAAGCAAAGCAAAGCGCAGACCGAGAGUACCGUACGUACGUCCAUGAACUCGGAUCAGGUGCACUAUUACUUUCAACUGGCUCAACAGCAGGCGUCGGCCAAUCAAAAUGUACAGAGUAGUACCGCCACCACACAACCCAUACAAAUCGUUCAACCUUCCGCCGGGCAGAUACAAACGAUCAACAUCGGGAAUUCGGUGGAACAGGAAGCUACCAGCACGAGUACGACGCAAACGGUCACGGUGCAAAGUCCGCAACAGUCGUCGGGCCAGCAAAUUAUUCAACUGCAACAGGCACAACAGUCACCCACCUCUCAAACUGGAGGGCUACAGAUUAUACAGCAGGUGGUCGCUCCUAGCGGUGAAGUACAGAAUAUACCAAUACAACUGACUCCCCAACAACUGCAGAUGAUUCGUAUGCAGGUACAGGGCGGCAGCAAUCAGCCGAUAAUAAUACAGACCGCUCCAAUUCAGACCCAGCCGCAACUCAUACAAGUCGCGCAAGGCGCGCAAGCUCCAGUAUUCAUACAGACCACCAGUGCCGAUACCGAAUAAGAUUUGUCAUCGUACUUGCUCUAGAGUAUUAUAAUUUUUAACAUAACACUAAAAAUUUAUGACACUUAAAGUUAUGAAAUUAUAGUUUUGAAGUGUGUGUGUAUGACGUGAGAAAAGCAAUUGUCAUAUGAAAAAAAAUAAAUAU
Dinoponera quadriceps is the source of this 1450-nucleotide messenger RNA. It is a transcript of the gene Nf-YC, whose product is annotated as nuclear transcription factor Y subunit gamma. The record is from RefSeq and is a predicted model, not a curated record. Gene Ontology annotation, biological process: regulation of DNA-templated transcription. Lineage: Eukaryota; Metazoa; Arthropoda; Insecta; Hymenoptera; Formicidae. The transcript is spliced from 5 exons. Bases 334 to 1305 code for a protein of 323 amino acids. Gene Ontology annotation, cellular component: CCAAT-binding factor complex; nucleus. Gene Ontology annotation, molecular function: protein heterodimerization activity; DNA-binding transcription activator activity, RNA polymerase II-specific; DNA binding.